GUGUGCGAACUGUCGUGAAAGCACAUUGACGCAGAAAGAAAUAAGCAGUGUCAUUAUUUGUCCUCCAGUUUGGAAAUAUUAUUAUCAUACAAAAUACGUAUUUCAUUAUUUAUUCUAGGAUAAAAACGUCUCGGUGCGCGAGAAGCACUUUGCUGCUUCUCGUGCUCGUUUAUUGUUAGUUAGCAUAGCUCGCUAGUUAGCUUAGCUUGUUAGCUGCUAACAGAAGUUAUCAACACAUCGCUAAGUAGAGAUCAAGUGUGAGAGUAAAGUGUUGGGAUUGUGUGAAAAUGUGUAAAUUACAAAUGUUGAGAGCGUUGGUGGAUCAGCGACUAACUGCUGCCGUUGAAGAAAUAUUUGUAGUGUUCGAAAGAACGAUAGCAGAAUACGAGGCGGAACUUUCUAGAACAAAAGAGGAGAAUAAUCGACUACUGGACGCUGUUUUCAAGAAACAUCAAGUUGUGUUACACGGAACAGACCUCGAUGAAGAACAUCAUCUCCAUGAGCAGGAGGAGGAACCACAGCCCCUCCACAUUAAAAAGGAAGCGGUGGAGCCCCAGUCUUCCCACAUUAAAGAGGAAGAGGAGGAACACAGCAUCAGUCAGGAGGGAGAUCAUCUUGAAAGACUGGUGGAGUUCCCAGUGACUGGUGUCCCUGUGAAGAGUGAAGAUGAUGAGGUCAAAGGUGAAAGUGAGGAGAAGAGCAGCAGCUCAACACAACACAUGACAACAGAAGCUGAUGGAGACCACUGUGGAGGAUCACAAGCAGACAAGCUCUUAGCUCCACUAUCAGAUAGUGAGGACACAACGUCACACUCUCCUGACACUGAUGAUGAAGACUCUAAAGAUGAUAAGACAAACACUCACUUCAAAUGUUCUCACUGUGACAAAACCUUCAAGUACCAUUGUCAUCUGAAAACACACAUGAGAACACACACUGGAGAGAAACCUUUUUCUUGUUCAAUCUGUGGCUUAUCUUUCACAAGGAAGGACAAUAUGAAAGAGCACACAAGAACACACACCGGAGAAAAACCUUUUUCGUGUUCUGUGUGUGAUUCGAAGUAUGUACGAAGUCAAGAUUUGAAAAAACACCUGAAAAGACACACCGGGGAAAACCUUUUUAAGUGUUCCGUGUGUGAUUCAAGUUUUGUCCGAGGUGAGAAUUUGAAAACCCACAUGAGAACGCACACUGGGGAAAAACCUUUUUCUUGUUCAAUCUGUGGCUUAUCUUUUACAAGGAAGGUCAGUUUGAUGGAUCACACAAGAACACACACUGGAGAAAAACCUUAUUCCUGUUCAUUCUGCGGUAAAUGUUAUCCAAGGAGGUACCAAUUGAAAUCUCACAUGAGAAGACACACCGGAGUGAAACCUUUUUCGUGUUCAGUGUGCGAUUCAAGUUUUGUUCGAAGUCGAGAUUUAAAAAAACACAUGAAAAUUCACGCUGGGGGGGGAAAAUGUUGAGUUGCAGUGUGUGUGAUGAAAGAUUCUUGCAUGAGUACCAACUUAACAAACACAAGUGUGCUGGUGAGAGCAGCAGCAGUAAAAUAGAAAAAGGCUCCGCAGACCUCCACCAGGCCUAAUCUCCCAAUAAAAUCUGUUGAAUCCAGAAAGUGAUUAGGAUCAACGGCAACAUUUAAUGACAUGUUCCUUAUCCCAUUUCUGACAUGUCCUGAAAGUUUCAUUGACAUGCGACCAUACUUCAUUUUGUUAUGUUAUUAACUGACAAUCAAACAAACCCCAAAUCACUUUGUUGCUUAUCAAUUCCUUCAAUAGCAAACAUGUAAAUAUGUUUCUUAGUUACACAUCCUGGAAAAGAACAUCCACACAACAGUUUAUAUUUAUUAUUCAUUCUUACUAAUACUUUUAGUUGUGUACUAACACAUCAAUUUGUACUUCUGCUAAUAUUUAAGAAGUGAUGAUGAUGUCAUGGUUCAGUGUGCCCCUUCACUAGUCUCCAAAACAAGUCUCCACCACGGUGGUGCCAGCGGUCCUACUACUUGUACUUGUACACUAUACAAUAUAAUUAUGCACGCCUUUUGUAAGAUAGACAUUUUUGUUUGUACUAGCAAUUUGAAACCAGCGCUGUAUCCUUUGCAUGUGACCUUGUCAA
This is a messenger RNA of Nerophis lumbriciformis (worm pipefish), 2106 nucleotides long. RefSeq lists its product as uncharacterized. Gene Ontology annotation, cellular component: nucleus. The record is from RefSeq and is a predicted model, not a curated record. Lineage: Eukaryota; Metazoa; Chordata; Actinopteri; Syngnathiformes; Syngnathidae. Gene Ontology annotation, biological process: regulation of gene expression.